Messenger RNA from Tarenaya hassleriana, 3702 nucleotides. RefSeq names its product transcriptional corepressor SEUSS-like. Gene Ontology annotation, cellular component: transcription regulator complex; nucleus. NCBI's taxonomy places the organism in Eukaryota, Viridiplantae, Streptophyta, Magnoliopsida, Brassicales, Cleomaceae. The coding region runs from base 749 to 3394 and encodes 881 amino acids. Gene Ontology annotation, biological process: negative regulation of transcription by RNA polymerase II; positive regulation of transcription by RNA polymerase II. The record is from RefSeq and is a predicted model, not a curated record. The transcript is spliced from 10 exons.
AGGAAAAAAGCAAAGGAAGGGAAUGAAAUUAAAUCCGAUCUAAUAGGCAUUUGACGUCCGCAAGGACACUAUUCUCUCUCCUCUCCCUCGCUCUCUCUCUCUAAGAUACAGCGAAGAACAUGACACAAUACUCUGAAGAGUUGUUUAUUUUCCUUCCUUUUUUUUGGUUUUAUCGAGCUUGAAAAAAACCCUAGAGGAAGUUCGUUCUUGAGCUGCUACUGAUAUCCCCUUUCUGAUUAUUGGUCUGUGCGUCGGAGAAGAAGACGAGGAGUUUUGUUUUUUGUUUUGUUUGGGACAACGGAGCUGAUUGCUCUGGAAAGUUAUCUCCUUUUUCCUUGUGUGAUUCUUGUGUGAUUUGGGGUUCGAUUCAAAUGGUCGGAGAUAAUUUAUAAUCGGAGACAUACUGUUCAAUUUCAGCUCUGAAACACGGAGUCUAUCUCGCCCUUUGGAGACACUGCAAGCCUAGUAUGUCCGAAAGGGAAGCUCGGCCUGCAGAUUUGGCUCUUCCCUACGUCUUGUUUGUGUAUUUGACGGCUUCAAAGCCUCUACCUGGCCUGGAAAAUUCGCUUCUCAAGUUGAUUGGCUCAUUGAUGCAUCAAAGACAUUGCAUUUGGAAUACCGGGCUGAUAUGAUGCAAAUUACUUCGGGCUCGUAACAGUGCAACAUAUCCGAGUUGUUCUUGAUUCGUUAUAGUUAUUAGUCUAGGUAGUUGUGUACUGGUUGAUUUUGAGCUAGAGAUUCCGGGAGAAUGGUUCCAUCCGGGCCGCCCACUCCGGUAGGUGGUGGCCAGCCUGUUCCGCCUUCUCUUUUAAGGUCAAAUUCUGGUGUGUUGGGAGGCCAAGGAGGUCAGCUUCCUUCCCAACCGACAUUUGCUUCCGUUGUCUCCCCACGAACUCAGUUUGGCAAUAACAUCAACAUGAGUUUGCUCGGGAAUGCGCCAAACAUGUCUUCUCUACUAAACAAUCAAUCCUUUGGAAAUGAUGUGCCAAGUUCUGUCAUUUCUGGCCAGCGUGUGGGUAUGGAGAUGGGUGGGUGUGGGUCUGACCCAUUGUCCAGUAUGGUGACCACUGGCUCAUCAGUUCAAGCUCAGGGUCAUCAAUUCUCAGACCCUUCAUCCAACCAGUUUUUGUCAGAUCAGCAACAGAAUCAGCAAAUGGAGCCUCAGAAUUUCCAACAUGGUCAACAGUCUAUACAACAGCAGCAGUUUCCCGCAAUACGUGGAGGAGGAUUAGCUGGCGUUGGACCCGUUAAGCUGGAGCCUGGCCAGGUAUCUGCAGACCAGCACGGGCAACUGCAACAGCAACAACAGCAGCUGUUGAGAAAUCUCGGACCGGUUAAGUUGGAACAACAGCAACUUCAGGCUAUGAGGAGUUUGGCCCAAGUGAAAUUGGAACCACAACAUACAGAGCAGUCACUGUUUCUCCAGCAGCAGCAGCACCGGCAGCAACAGCAACAGCAACAACAGCAGUUUCUUCAAUUGUCGGGCCAAUCUCCUCGGGCUCAAAUGAAUCUGUUUCAUCAGCAGAGGCUUAUGCAACUUCAACAACAACAGCAGCAACUCUUGAAAGCAAUGCCUCAACAACGACCUCAAUUACCGCAGCAGUUUCAACAGCAGAGUUUGCCUUUGAGGCCACUUGUGAAACCUGUCUACGAGCCUGGUAUGGGUGCCCAACGUCUUACUCAAUACAUGUAUCGGCAACAACAUAGGCCUGAAGACAAUAAUAUCGAGUUCUGGAGAAAAUUUGUAGCUGAGUACUUUGCUCCCAAUGCCAAAAAGAGAUGGUGUGUUUCUAUGUAUGGUAGUGGCCGGCAAACAACUGGAGUUUUUUCUCAGGACGGGUGGCAUUGUGAGAUAUGUAAUCGGAAACCUGGGCGUGGUUUUGAGGCCACUGUGGAAGUCCUCCCCCGGCUGUUUGAAAUAAAAUAUGAGAGUGGCACAUUGGAGGAACUUUUAUAUGUUGAUAUGCCGAGGGAAUCACAAAAUUCGUCUGGUCAAAUUGUAUUGGAGUACGCUAAAGCAACGCAAGAGAGUGUCUUUGAGCAUCUUCGUGUUGUUCGUGACGGCCAACUUCGGAUAGUUUUCUCUCCAGAUCUUAAGAUAUGCUUGUGGGAAUUUUGCGCUCGACGUCAUGAAGAGCUUAUCCCGCGAAGACUUUUGACACCACAGGUUAGUCAACUGGGUUCUGCAGCUCAGAAAUAUCAACAAGCCACUCAAAAUGCAUCUUCAGAUACUCUUCCAGAGCUACAAAGCAACUGCAACAUGUUUGUAGCAUCUGCAAGGCAAUUGGCAAAAGCAAUUGAAGUUCCAUUGGUGAAUGAUUUGGGGUACACAAAGAGAUACGUCCGAUGUCUUCAGAUAUCAGAGGUGGUAAAUAGUAUGAAGGACUUGAUAGACUAUAGCAGAGAAACAGAAACAGGACCUAUAGAGAGUUUAGCCAAGUUUCCUCGGAGAACAAGCUCCUCAUCUGCACUUCCGGGACCGUCUCAGACACCCAGUGACCAGCUAAGGCAGCCACAGCCACAGCCGCAACAACAAGCAGUUGCGCAGAAUGCUAACAGUAACCAGAGUUCAGGCCAAGGUGGAGCAAUGCAGGUUAAUCCCAACAAUGGCGUGACAAGUGUAAAUAAUUCCUUCAAUGCAGCCUCUGCUUCUGUUUCUACAUCGACAAGCAGCAUUGCAGGGCUUAUACACCAGAAUUCGAUGAACUCAAGGCAGCAGAACUCUGCCAACAAUCCAAACAGUCCCUAUGGUGGAAAUUCUCUUCAGAUGCCAUCUCCAAGUUCCUCCAGUACCAUUCAACACAGCCUGCCGUCGUUUCAGUCUCCGACUUCCUCGUCUAAUAACAACAGUAAUCUUCCUCAACCAUCUCAAAAUGGGUUACCGUCCGUUAAUCACAGGAGUGUUGGAAGCUCUCCUGCUAUACAGCAGCAGCCGGGUCCUUCCCCGAGUGAGGCUGAAGCAAAUAACUCUCAGAGCUCUGUUCAGAAGAUCCUGCAUGAAAUAAUGAUGAAUAACCAAAUUCAUAGUACAGGAGGCAUGGUUGGUUCUGGAUCUUAUGUAUAUGACGGGAAGGCUGCUAAUGGGGUAUCUCCCGUGAAUAACCCUGGAGUCCUCGGAGGGGGAAACGGCUUGGUGAUGAAUGGACCGGUGAAUAGCAUUGGAGGUGGAGUGGGUUUUGGCACAAUGGGGGUUGGUGGGGGGAACGGGAACGGGAACGGGAUCGGGAUCAGAGCAGCGAUGGCAAACAGUAAUAAUGGCAACACAGUCAUGAACGCGAGGAUGGGGAUGAUGGGAAGAGAUCAAAACAUGGGUCACCAGCAACAAGAAAUGGGGAACCACCUCCUAGGAACCGUUAAUGGUUUCAACAAUUUUCAGUUUGAUUGGAGCGGAUGACAUGGAAACAAAGCCGAUAAUGGAACUGAGGAGAGUGGUGAUACACUAGAAAUCAGGUGGGAUUAACCAUUGGUAAAGAUACAACCUUGACCUCGCGUUGAUGAAGACGACGAUAAUACAUAUAUAUAUAUAUAUAGUAAUGGCUUUAUGGCGUCUCUAGUGUAUCCACCCUUUUUGUACUAUCCCCAUGAAAAUAGACCACGACGUUAGCAUAGAGAGUGUUUCCAUCUUUGUUUUCUUUCGUCUUUUAUUUAUGUACAACUGCUUUGCUAAUAUGUUGAUGAAAUGGGUGUCUUUUGAGGGCAGAA